Prorocentrum cordatum is the source of this 519-nucleotide messenger RNA. Lineage: Eukaryota; Dinophyceae; Prorocentrales; Prorocentraceae. The record is from the annotation of a GenBank genome assembly.
AUGACGGAGGGCUUGGGCUCCUGCUUGGCGGCCGAGGCCCCGCCGGCGGAGCCCGCGUGCCUCUCCGUGGGCCUGCGGCGGUGUCAGCAGCUCGGCGGGGCCUGGCUCGGGCCGCGGCUCCCCGAGGCGUGGCGCCGCGUGGACGGCCUCACUAGCCCCUGCUACACGGGCGGCGAGCCCGGGCAGCAGGAGGGCAUGCACUGCCUCCCGCUGGUCCUCAACAUCGCGCCGAUGAAGUCCGGCACGAGCGACGUGUACAACCGGGUGAUGCCGCACCCGAGCGUGGUCUUGGCGCAGCAGCCGCCCGAGCUGGAGGCGCUGGACGACGCCGUGAACAACUCGAAGGAGCCCAAGUACUGGCUCUUCGCCCUGGGGAGCAACCUGUCUCUCGAGGUGUACUCGAGGGUGUACGCGGGCCUGGGCCACGCCGUCGCCUCCGGAGGCGUCCGGGCCGCGGAGCGCGCGCGGCUGCGGAGCCUGGACUUCUCCGCCAUGAACUUCGAGACGAACCCACGUUGA